This is a messenger RNA of Lathyrus sativus (Indian pea), 1098 nucleotides long. NCBI's taxonomy places the organism in Eukaryota, Viridiplantae, Streptophyta, Magnoliopsida, Fabales, Fabaceae. The record is from the annotation of a GenBank genome assembly.
AUGGAUAUGAUGAUAAAGAAUGAAGAGAACAAGAGAAUGAGCAUGUCCAUGGCAGAUAAUGAUUUCCAAGUAGUUGCCAAAAGACGGCGAAGAGAGCCUGUGCUCCCUUCUGAGGAAAACCAAGGUCAGAAGCAACAAGUUUGUCAAAAUUCUACUACCAGCACGACAAAGAGAAGUUCAAGAUUUCGGGGUGUCAGCAGACAUAGAUGGACAGGUAGAUAUGAAGCUCACUUAUGGGACAAGCUUUCUUGGAACAUAACCCAAAAAAAGAAAGGGAAGCAAGGGGCUUACGACGACGAAAUAUCAGCAGCCAGAGCAUAUGAUUUAGCUGCACUAAAGUACUGGGGAACAUUGACUGUCACCAAUUUUCCUGUUGCAGAGUAUGAAGAACAAGUAGAAAUAAUGCAAACUAUGACAAAAGAGGAGUACUUGGCCACACUAAGAAGAAAGAGCAGCGGUUUUUCAAGAGGGGCAUCAAAGUAUAGGGGUGUUGCAAGGCACCACCACAAUGGUAGAUGGGAAGCACGGAUCGGAAGGGUUUUUGGAAACAAGUAUCUCUACCUUGGCACCUACAGUACCCAAGAGGAAGCUGCUCGUGCUUAUGACAUAGCAGCCAUUGAGUACAGAGGGAGUCAUGCUAUUACCAACUUCGACUUGAGUACUUAUAUGAAAUGGUUAAAAUCUUCAGAAGGAAAUAUCUCAGAAACAAAACUCAAAAAGCUGGAAGUACCAGAGUCUCAGACAGUCGCAUCCCAAUCUCAUUGUUUUCCAAUUGAUGGAUCGAAAUCUUUGGCCAUCGACAGCAGUACUUAUAACUCAAAUAAUCUGAAUUCCUCUCAAAAGUAUGAAGUUUUUGACAAUAAAAAAUACCAAAUGUCCCGCACUAAGUCGUGUUCUUCUCCCACUGCACUUGGGCUACUUUUCCGCUCUACAGUAUUUAGAGAAUUAGUGAAAAAUAAUUCAAACAUGACUGGAGAUGAAACUGAUGGAGAAGACACAAGUGACCGACAGCCAAAGACGGCAAGUGACGAUGAUGAUGAGUUGGAUGGGAUCUUCUGUGGUGGAAUCGGGGAUAUUCCGUUUCUAAAACCCCAAUAG